Messenger RNA from Phragmites australis (common reed), 993 nucleotides. RefSeq lists its product as uncharacterized. The coding region runs from base 145 to 594 and encodes 149 amino acids. The record is from RefSeq and is a predicted model, not a curated record. The transcript is spliced from 3 exons. Lineage: Eukaryota; Viridiplantae; Streptophyta; Magnoliopsida; Poales; Poaceae.
GAAUGCAACGUUAUCCGCUUCCAAUCUCGCCGUCUCGCGUCCAUCUUCUCUCUCGUCCUCUCCAUCCAAGCCACCAAAAAUUCUCACCGGGACACAAGAACGGCGGUGCUCACGCAAGACCGAUCGAGCUGCAGCUCCAGAGCUAUGCAGCACAUAAUCAGCGCGUGCAAGCCGCGUCACUCGCAACCGGCAGCCGCGCUCCUGCCGCCCAGGCCAUUGCUCAGACGAGCAGCGUUCCUCUGCCUUCCAGUCCGAGCAAGGGAGGCAACGUCGCCAUUGGUGGUCAGGAGGAGAUGCCAGGAAGAGGGGAAGCGGCAGCAGCAAGAAGGGGAAGAGGAAGGGCAGAGGAGAAGCUUCCUUAGCCUGGAGGAGGCCGGGCUGGUGGAGAUGUCUGGCCUCAGCACGCACGAGCGUUUCCUCUGCCGCCUAACCAUAUCGUCUCUGAAUCUGUUGAGAGUGAUAUCGGAGCAGGAAGGCGUCCCGAUAGAGAAGCUCAACGCGGGCCGCGUCUGUGACUGGUUCUUGAAGGACAAGCUCAAGAGGGAGCAGAACGUGGGCUCUGCCGUCCUGCAAUGGGAUGACCAUGGCUUCUAGCUUCAUCCCAAGCUCGACAAUCUUUUCAUCUAAGCCUCAGCACGUAGUUUCCAUCCUGAAACAUACAAUCGGAGAGUGCACCAUGCAAGCAGGGUCGUGCGAUGAUGCUCGAUCGUCUUGCUGGUUUCUGUUGUAGCAGAUGAAGAGGGUUCGUCCUGUCAGUUUUUUUGCUGACCUGUUCACUUAUUCAGUCCUCAUCUCUACUCUGUAGUACGUAGCAUCGUCAUGCCUGAAGUGAGUUACAUUUGCACCUUGCAGUGUGAGUGCAUGAUUGGUGUAUGCGAUACUUCCCAUGCUUCAUGCCCUCUUUGGGUGAGCAACCAAAACUAGAGUCACUAAUAUUUUACGAGUUGUGAGCUAUCAAGAAUGGAUGAAUGGAUCGCGUCCAGUUUAAUUGCA